AUGGCGGCGGUCUCCGGGCGCUGGGAGACGACGAGGAGAGGUGGGGUAACCUCACCGCAGUGGAGGUUCGCGUUAUGGUGCUCUGCCGUUGCCUUCGAGGAGCAAUGGCCACGGUGGAAGAUUUGAAGAGCAUACUUCAUCAACUCAUGCUGUGCCAAUUGGAAUGCCAACAAUUUCAGCUCAUUCGAUGCCUAUGGUUUCCCCAAGUCCAGCAUCAAGGACCUUUACUGUUCCUGGAAAAGACGCUUCUAAUUGUAGGCAUAGGGAGAAGAGAUUUUCAGCAGAUUUCAGGCAUCUCAACUUAAGAGAUACAGGAAACAAUCGUGAGACUUCUGAACUUCAAGAUGAGAUUGAUAUGCUACAAGAAGAGAAUGACAAUAUUCUUGAAAAGUUAAAGCUUGCUGAAGAUAGAUGUGAAGAAGCAGAAGCCAGGGCUAGGGAGCUUGAGAAUCAGGUUGCUGCUCUUGGAGAAGGUGUAUCUUUGGAAGCCCGGCUUUUGAGCAGGAAGGAGGCAACACUCCGUCAAAGAGAGGCUGCUGUUAAGGCUGCUGAACAAACUAGAGGUGGAAUGGAUGAGGAAAUUGAGGGUCUUCGACUACAUGUGGAAUCUGCCAAGGACGAGGUUGUGACUGCCAUCAGACAACUUGGAGAAGCUGAAUCUGAGGUGAAGGCUCUUCGCUCCUUGACGCAAAUAUUAAUCUUGACUCAAGAAGAGAUGGAGGAGGUCGUUCUUAAGAGGUGCUGGCUAGCUCGCUACUGGGGUUUAGCUCUUCAGCAUGGCAUCUGCUCAGAGAUUGCUCUGUCAAAAUAUGAAUAUUGGUCCACUUUUGCUCCAGAUCCUCUGGAAUUUGUCAUAUCUGCUGGUCAAGAAGCUAACCAAGAAUCAUGGAACAGAGGCUAUGAUGGUUCUAAGAGGCAAAAUAGAAAGCUACUAAAAGAUUGUGAUAUGACUGGAGAAGGUGACAUAGAAAGCAUGCUAUCAGUUGAGAAGGGGUUAAAAGAACUAGCAUCUUUGAAGGUGGAGGAUGCAGUCAUGUCUAUGUUGUAUCAUCAGGGGCAGCAAUUUUUUUUUCAAAAAUCUACGUCAGAUUGUAGAUUAUCUGGUGAUGCGAAGUACACAGAGGCCUAUGAACUCAACCAAGAUGAGUCCGAAGAUGUUCUUUUUAAGCAGGCAUGGCUUACAUAUUUCUGGAGAAGAGCGAAAAUCCAUGGCGUGGAGGAGGAUUUGGCUGAAGAGAGGCUGCACUCCUGGGCCCACUUCAGCUCCACCAACAUACUCUUCAACCACAACAACUCCGCAACUCCUAAGGCCAUAGCUCUAUACUCUGCUUUAGCUGUUGAUCUCGCCACCACUGACUGCUUCUUGCUCUUCCACAAGACCAAGUUGCCUCCUAUAAAGAUGCAAUAUCCUGAGGUGGACAACUAG
Molecule: messenger RNA, 1426 nt
Organism: Asparagus officinalis (garden asparagus)
Lineage: Eukaryota; Viridiplantae; Streptophyta; Magnoliopsida; Asparagales; Asparagaceae
Product: coiled-coil domain-containing protein SCD2-like
Exons: 17
Coding region: 164-1426 (420 amino acids)
Biological process (GO): cytokinesis by cell plate formation
Source: RefSeq, a predicted model, not a curated record